Messenger RNA from Oncorhynchus mykiss (rainbow trout), 12096 nucleotides. RefSeq names its product membrane-associated guanylate kinase, WW and PDZ domain-containing protein 3. NCBI's taxonomy places the organism in Eukaryota, Metazoa, Chordata, Actinopteri, Salmoniformes, Salmonidae. Gene Ontology annotation, cellular component: cell-cell junction; cytoplasm. Gene Ontology annotation, biological process: signal transduction. The record is from RefSeq and is a predicted model, not a curated record. Gene Ontology annotation, molecular function: protein binding.
AUCACCGUCUCCGUAUUGCCUUCGCCUAUGGGGACAGAGGGAGUAAAAACAGUGAAUGCGCUGCAAUUCUGAUGUGUGUUACACUGGUGCCAUUAGGCUAAUACCGCCCGCGAGCAUGGCUACCGCGUCGGAAAGUCAGCAGCAGCCGUAGAGACGCUUUCACCGCCGCCCCUACCGCGGCGCGGAUCCACUCUUUCUUUCAAAUCUUACCAGCUAUGUUCAUUGUCUAUCUGCCUGCGCAGUGCAAUGGAUUUUUACCUAUCUAAUGUCAUAGAGCACAGCCUGCGGUGACUAGUCAGGCAGCAGUACGCGGCACACCAAGGGACUAAUAAAUAAGAUUGGACUAUAUAUAUUAAUUAUAUAGCUGGCGUUAGCUGCAACGAGGAAAAACAUCGCGGCAGGAACAAGGCUGGAAUUAUGAAGGUCUGCCACAAUGUCUAAGGCCACAGUGAACAAGCUGCACUGGCGUUCCAAGGUGCAGGAGAGUUUUGUUCCCCUGGGGGGUGGGUCUGGGGAGCUAGGUGUGGCCAUCGGGGGCGGGGCUGACUACGGAGAGUUCCCAUUCGUCACAGCAGCACCGGGAGGCGGGGCCACAGUGGGUGACGUCAUACUGGAGAUCGGGGGUACGCCCGUCCUGGGCAUGACACUAGGAGACGUGAGAGGGGUCCUCAACUCAUGCCCCCAUCCCAUACGCAUUAAAACUGUCUCGCCAGGCUCUACUCUGUGUAAGGACCUGAGGCUGUACCUGAGCAAGUGUUUCACUCCAGGAUCCAUGGACAGCCAACUGCAGCAGGUCAUCAGGGAGAACCUGUACCUCAGAGCCGUCCCCUGUACGACCAGACAGCCUCGCGACGGGGAGAUAUCAGGGGUGGAUUACAACUUCGUCUCCAUAGAAGAGUUCUUUUCCCUGGAAGAGUCUGGAGCCCUGCUGGAGAGUGGCAAGUUCAAAGGAAACUACUACGGGACGCCCCGCCCAGUCCACAUCGGCCCAGAGAGCCCACCAAUCACGUACCAGGAACACCGGAACCUGCUCCGGAACUUCAGGACACGCAGCAAGUCGCUAAGCAACCUAGAGAAGGCUGUAGAGGAGGGGGAGAACAGUGAGGAAGAUUCUGGACUGUCAGGGGGUUCAGUAGGCAUCAGCAGUGCCCCGCCCACAGCGCUAGCUCUCAGCCAAUCCUGGGACUCAAGGGACGGCGUGGGAGAAGAGAAUGGAGGGAGUAGCAUCGCCACACGAGGUGGAGGGGCACUGCCCGAGAAUUGGGAGCUGGCAUUCAGCGACUCAGGAGAGCCUUACUACAUAGAUCACAUCUCUAAGACCACCAGCUGGCUGGACCCCAGAGCUCAGAGCAGGGAGAUACUCAGCAAAACAGAGUUGCCUGCGUUCACGGACCAGCCGGCAGAGCUGAAGGGCUAUUCCAUCCACACCCGUCUGUCUAAAGGGCCGCGAGGGUUCGGCUUCAACAUAGUAGGAGGAAGCAAACAGAGAGAGUUUCUCCAGGUCUACAGCGUUACACCAGGAGGACCACCCGCCCUCAGCACAGCUGAUAUCCUGGUCUACAUCAAUGACAGCUGUGUCCUGGGUCUAUCUCAUAAAGAGGUGGUAGAGAUGUUGAAGUCUGUCCCUAUGGGUCACAGUGUGGACGUUGUGUUACGGAGAGGCUAUCCCAUGCUGUACAACCCAGACGGCUGUCCCAAACAACCCCUGACUCCCUCCGCUUCCUCCUCUCCUCUGGAACCCCUCAGCGCUGCAGCCACUCCUCCCUCCACAGCCACCGCUCAGCCCCUCUCCACCCCCGGUCCUGGCCCUGCCGAGCCACCCCAACCUCCCGGCCUGGCUAACCUGAACCGUACCCUGUCUCAUCACAACGGAAACUAUCUCAGAGUGGCGGGAAACUCAGGGUCGGGGCUGGACGCUAACGGGAACGCGGCAGACCUGUUGUCGGCUCCCCCCUCCUACCCGCUGUCUAAUGGAAUCCUUAGCUCUUCCGCCAGCUCAGCCUGUGCCCCCUCCUCCUCUCACAGUAGGGGCAUCCCCCCUCCUCCCCCGCCUGAACGAACCUCCGCCUCCGCCAGCCAGAGUGACUCAGAGGAAGGAGCCUCGGGUGGAGCGACACAGAGAUGGUCUCUGAUGCGCUACAACGCAAACUCCCUGCCCACCCCCUCCUCCAUACCCCACCACCAGAGUGACUUCACCACCUCCACCCUGCCCAUCUCCGUCUCCAAUCUGCCCCUGUCCCAGCCGGACGUGUGCACCACCACCACCCCUGGAGCCCCCUGCCAACGGCCCCCCAUGCCCCAGACCUCCCUCAUGCUCCCCUCGCCCACGGAGGUCCCCCCUUGCGGCUUCAACGGCUGCCCAGCCAACGUCCAACCCCAUGGGGGCCACAGCGCGCCCAGUGAGGGAGUACCUGGUGGGGCUGGAGGAGGGGAGCUGGUCCCUGUGCCCCUGGGGAGGAGUGAGGGGGGUGGGAUGGGGUUCAGUGUGACGGCGGGGGGGCAGGGGGGGCAGCUGGCCCUGGUGAAGAGGGUCUGGGACAGAAGGCAGUGCUCCUCCCUGCAGCCAGGGGAUGCUAUAGUCAAGAUCAACGGCGCUGACGUGCAGAGUCUCAGCUUCGCUCAGGUCCAGAGGGUUCUCCAGAAACACACCAGGCAGGGAGAAGUAGUGCUGUUGGUUUACAGAGGAGGGUCGCUCUUCUCUCCUGUCUCCCCUAACCUCUACAAGCCCCUCCCCUCUCCCCUGGGCCCCUCCUCCUCCCAUGGCCUCCCAUCUGACCUGCCUGCCUCCUCCUCCACCUCAGAUGCCUUGGUGCCCCUGCACCUCCCUCACAUCCCCCAUCUCCCCCCCAGCCACAGUGACCUCUCCCCAGCCUCGCCCUCCACAGAUCUCCCCUCCCUGGUCCAGAGCACAAGCUUUCUGGACUCAGUCCCUGUAACUCUCACCCUGGAACCCAGAGACUGGCUUGGGGUGGAGAACGGUGUUGGGGCCCCGGGUGUGUUGAGGCCCCCUGGAGGUUGGGGAGGAGGAGCAGGACUGGGGGCUGUGGCCAAGGGCCAGGUGGACAGACGAGGGGGAGGGGUCAGGGGACAGGAGGUGGAGCUACGGAGACGGCCGGGGGAGGGGUUUGGCUUCAUCAUCGCCUCAAAGGACCUGGCCAAUGGGGCCUCGUCCAUGCUGUCCCACAGGUUUGUGACAGUGCGUGGGGGCAGCCCUGCGGCCCGGUCAGGUCAGAUCCAGCCGGGUGACCAGCUAGAGGCAGUGGAGGGGCGGUCCGUUGUCACCCUGCCUCACAGAGACCUGGCACAGAUACUGAGACGUGCUGGAAACACACUCAGACUCACCAUCAUACCAAGACUUAACCCCAACUCCUCUAGUAUGUCAGAAGGCCCGGAGUUAGACGCUGGUGGCAGGACAAGGAAAGGCCACAGAGGGAGGCCCAAGGUGAGGCUUCAGCAGGACCAGCGUUACUAUAGUGUAGACCUAGAGAGAGGUCCUACAGGUUUUGGCUUCAGUCUGCGGGGGGGCAGUGAGUACAACAUGGGCCUGUAUGUCCUGGGACUGAUGGAGGGAGGACCUGCCUCACGCAGCCACAAGAUACAGGUGAGUGACCAGCUGGUGGAGAUAAAUGGUGACAGUACAACAGGAAUGACCCACAGCCAGGCCGUAGAGCAGAUAAGAAGAGGAGGACAUCGUAUACACCUGGUACUGAAGAAAGGAAACGGAUACGUCCCAGACUAUGACCAUGAUCCCAGAGCAGUCUCCCCCUCCUCCUAUCUCUACCCAGAGGAGCCGGGUGUGGCUGCAGUAGAUAAAACACGCUCUCUGCCAACGAAGAGCGGAAGGGUGGAUAGAGGAGGAGGACAUAGGGAGAGGGAGAAGAGAAGGAGGCAGAGGAAGGGAGGUAGUCUGGGGGAAAGGAGUAGCAGAGGAGGAGGAGGAGGACGAGGUACUCCUGACACAGACCUGGAUUGUCACGAGGAGGAGGAGGAGGACGAGGAGGAGGAGGAGAGUCAGGUCAUCAGCCACAGAGGUCAGAAGUCAGAGGAUAAGGACAACGGAAAAUGUACCCAGAGUUCACCCAAGAACGUACUAAGGAACUCAGACAGACAAGAGGAGGUAGUGGAGACAGUGCCGGAGGUGAGGCACAGCAGGGUCAAACAGAGGUCAAAACAGUUGAGGAGCAGGACAACACAAAGUGAGAGGAGAGAGGAAAUAGAGGAGCUGGACAUACACAUACCUCACUCAGCCAGUAAAACACAGGAGAAGGUGGGAGGGAGGGAAGGUGGGAGGAGGAAGAGGGAGGGACAAAGGGAGAAAGAGAGGGAGAGGAAGGCUGAGAUGAAGGUAAAGACAAGGGCUGCCGGACCUGUGGUGGAGGAUUCUGGGCCGGAAAAAAGGGACAGACCCCCAGAGAAAGAGAGAGAGCGAGCUCCCUUCUCCUUCCUCAUGCCACUGCAGGAUGGAGAUGCUGAACUGUCUAAUGCAGAGUCAGGGGCCUCAGGAGCCUCCGGGGCCAGCUUCUCUGACCAGGUCAGUGUGUCUGCUGCCAGUGUCUCUGGAUCCACCGCCGGGGCCCCACCUGGGUGGGGAGAACCCAGAGAACUGAGAGGGGACCCAGGAAGCACCCAGUCAUGGUGUCCGGCCACCCAUGCAUCCCACAACCCGGGCCCCUGGAGAAGUACACAGUCACGGGGGGCCACCUACGCCGGCCCCGGCCCCUGGAUUAAACCCAGCCAGCAGAAACUGACUCAGGUGUUGGUGGGACACAGGCUGAGAGGAGGUCUUGACCUGUAGUUGAGAGGAAGAGAUGGACAACUGACUGUUCCUGUGGUGCUGAUUAACAGAAGGAGUGUUGUGGUCUUUCUGAUAACUUCCCCAAAAGCAGAAAUCCUGGUUGGAGGAUUCCCAGAUUUCCUGCUUAUUCCCUCAUAAUUCCAGGGAUCCUCCAACCAGAAUUUUUGGGCAAGUUACCAGAAUUUUGCAACCCUAGGUUUGACUGGCAGCUCCUCCAACCUAUUGUGGUCCUGACUGGUUUGACUGGCAGCUCCUCCAACCUAUCGUGGUCCUGACUGGUUUGACUGGCAGCUCCUCCAACCUAUUGUGGUCCUGACGGGUUUGACUGGCAGCUCCUCCAACCUAUCGUGGUCCUGACUGGUUUGACUGGCAGCUCCUCCAACCUAUCGUGGUACUGACUGGUUUGACUGGCAGCUCCUCCAACCUAUCGUGGUCCUGACUGGUUUGACUGGCGGCUCCUACAACCUAUCGUGGUCCUGACUGGUUUGACUGGCAGCUCCUACAACCUAUCGUGGUCCUGACUGGUUUGACUGGCAGCUCCUACAACCUAUCGUGGUCCUGACUGGUUUGACUGGCGGCUCCUCCAACCUAUCGUGGUCCUGACUGGUUUGACUGGCAGCUCCUACAACCUAUCGUGGUCCUGACUGGUUUGACUGGCAGCUCCUCCAACCUAUCGUGGUCCUGACUGGUUUGACUGGCAGCUCCUCCAACCUAUCGUGCAUUAGAGCCUAGGACAACAACAAGACAGGACACUCCCAUGUCCACAGCACCCCAAAUCCCCGUUAAGCCAUUUCUUGACUUGGACACUCCCCCUGUCCACAGCACCCGAAACCCCCGUUAAGCCAUCUCUAGACUAGGAUACUCCCGUCCACAGCACCCCAAAUCCCCGUUAAGCCAUCUCUCGACUAGGACACUCCCCCUGUCCACAGCACCCCAAAUCCCCCGUUAAGUCAUCUCUCGACUAGGACACUCCCCCUGCCCACAGCACCCCAAACCCCUGUUAAGCCAUCUCUAGAUUAGGACACUCCCCCUGCCCACAGCACCCCAAACCCCCGUUAAGCCACCUCUAGACUAGGAAACUCCCCCUGUCCACAGCACCUCAAAUCCCCGUUAUAAGCCAUCUCUCGACUAGGUCUCACCAGCCAUGCCCAUAAGUCUCCCCAAUGCCACUGUCUAUCUAUCUACAGUUAGUCCGCCAUCACCCUUGAUUGGUUUCAUUGGAUCUACGUUCUAUAUCAUCAUGAGUGGUAUCAUCUUCAACGUAAUCAUUGUCAUCAGAAAUGUUUUAUGAUGCAAAUGCAAGGGGCAACAGCAUCAACAAUUGCAUAUAUCAACCCUCUCUCUACAAACCCACAUGGAGUGUUUUAGUGCCACCUAGAGGCUGUAGUGGUGUACUGUAGAUCGAAAGAGAGCAAAGCCACAACUACAGGACAUUUAUAAUAUAUUCUUUUCUUAUUUGUUUCUAUUAUAUAAUUUUAGCAUGCUAUUUUAUUUUGAUAGCAUUUACAGAGACUAAGAUAAAUGACCCAAGAGAGAAAUGAUUUGCCUCCUGCUUGCUUGCUUGGCCUGGAUUUUAAACUCUCCUUAAAGUCUUUCUUAUAUAGUAUUUUAUAGUUGUUAUAGAUGUCUGGGGGACAGUAAUUAUACUGUUAUAUAAAGUUUAUAUACUGUAAGUAUAUUUACUAUUAUAUAUAUAUAUAUAUAUAUAUAUAUAUAAUGACUAGUGAUCUAUGUCUCUACAGAUCUCUCUACUGGUGCCUUCAUGUCUCUAGCCAAGCCGGUGUUUACUAAAUAAAGUAUUGAGUGUGCGUCCGCACCGUUUUCCUUAUAUUAUAUGCAUUCGUUUUGCAGGGACACGCAGCCAUUGUCACAUAACUGAACGGAUACAUCAGCAAGCAGCAAAGACUCAAUGACUUUGAUACCAGUAAAAUACAAAAAAAAAAGCGGUCGGUGAAUUGAAGAAGUGAAUCAAUGUCAUAACAAAGUGCCUCAUGGUCAAUUUUCCUUUGGAAACACUACUUUCCUUUAAAAACUACGACUAAGCCAUGUAGUAUCUAGAGUGUAUUGGUACACCUUGCAUUAUGGGUAAUGUAGUACUACAUACACUAUGCACCACAACACAGAGAUGUCCUGUCAGAACUAGCGAGGUGGCCCUUGUCUACUAGUCUCUAAUGCUAAUCCAUAGCGAUGUGGCCCUUGUCUACUAGUCUCUAAUGCUAAUCCAUAGCGAUGUGGCCCUUGUCUACUAGUCUCUGAUGCUAAUCCAUAGCGAGGUGGCCGUUGUCUACUAGUCUAUAAUGCUAAUCCAUAGCGAGGUGGCCCUUGUCUACUAGUCUCUGAUGCUAAUCCAUAGUGAGGUGGCCGUUGUCUACUAGUCUCUGAUGCUAAUCCAUAGUGAGGUGGCCCUUGUCUACUAGUCUCUAAUGCUAAUCCAUAGCGAGGUGGCCCUUGUCUACUAGUCUCUGAUGCUAAUCCAUAGUGAGGUGGCCCGUGUCUAUUAGCCUCUAAUGCUAAUCCAUAGCGAGGUGGCCCUUGUCUACUAGUCUCUGAUGCUAAUCCAUAGCGAGGUGGCCGUUGUCUACUAGUCUAUAAUGCUAAUCCAUAGCGAGGUGGCCCUUGUCUACUAGUCUCUAAUGCUAAUCCAUAGCGAGGUGGCCCUUGUCUACUAGUCUCUGAUGCUAAUCCAUAGCGAGGUGGCCCGUGUCUAUUAGCCUCUAAUGCUAAUCCAUAACGAGGUGGCCCUUGUCUACUAGUCUCUGAUGCUAAUCCAUAGCGAGGUGGCCGUUGUCUACUAGUCUCUAAUGCUAAUCCAUAACGAGGUGGCCCUUGUCUACUAGUCUCUAAUGCUAAUCCAUAGCGAGGUGGCCCUUGUCUAGUAGCCUCUAAUGCUAAUCCAUAGCGAGGUGGCCCUUGUCUACUAGCCUCUAAUGCUAAUCUAUUGCAAGGUGGCCCUUGUCUACUAGUCUCUAAUGCUAAUCCAUAGUGAGGUGGCCCUUGUCUACUAGUCUCUGAGGCUAAUCCAUAGCGAGGUGGCCCUUGUCUAGUAGCCUCUAAUGCUAAUCCAUAGCGAGGUGGCCCUUGUCUACUAGUCUCUAAUGCUAAUCCAUAGUGAGGUGGCCCUUGUCUACUAGUCUCUAAUGCUAAUCCAUAGCGAGGUGGCCCUUGUCUACUAGUCUCUAAUGCUAAUCUAUAGUGAGGUGGCCCUUGUCUAUUAGCCUCUAAUGCUAAUCCAUAGCGAGGUGGCCCUUGUCUACUUGUCUCUGAUGCUAAUCCAUAGUGAGUUGGCCCUUGUCUACUAGUCUCUAAUGCUAAUCCAUAGCGAGGUGGCCCUUGUCUACUAGUCUCUAAUGCUAAUCUAUAGUGAGGUGGCCAUUGUCUAUUAGCCUCUAAUGCUAAUCCAUAGCGAGGUGGCCCUUGUCUACUAGUCUCUGAUGCUAAUCCAUAGUGAUGUGGCCCUUGUCUACUAGUCUCUGAUGCUAAUCCAUAGUGAGGUGGCCCUUGUCUACUAGUCUCUGAUGCUAAUCCAUAGCGAGGUGGCCCUUGUCUACUAGUCUCUGAUGCUAAUCCAUAGUGAGGUGGCCCUUGCCUACUAGUCUCUAAUGCUAAUCCAUAGCGAGGUGGCCCUUGUCUACUAGUCUCUGAUGCUAAUCCAUAGCGAUGUGGCCCUUGUCUACUAGUCUCUAAUGCUAAUCCAUAGCGAGGUGGCCCUUGUCUACUAGUCUCUGAUGCUAAUCCAUAGCGAGGUGGCCCUUGUCUACUAGUCUCUGAUGCUAAUCCAUAGCGAUGUGGCCCUUGUCUACUAGUCUCUGAUGCUAAUCCAUAGCGAGGUGGCCCUUGUCUAUUAGCCUCUAAUGCUAAUCCAUAGGGAGGUGGCCCUUGUCUACUAGUCUAUAAUGCUAAUCCAUAGCGAGGUGGCCCUUGUCUAUUAGCCUCUAAUGCUAAUCCAUAGCGAGGUGGCCCUUGUCUACUUGUCUCUGAUGCUAAUCCAUAGCGAGGUGGCCCUUGUCUACUAGUCUCUGAUGCUAAUCCAUAGCGAGGUGGCCCUUGUCUACCAGCCUCUGAUGCUAAUCCUUAGCGAUGUGGCCCUUGUCUACUAGUCUCUGAUGCUAAUCCAUAGCGAGGUGGCCCUUGUCUACUAGUCUCUGAUGCUAAUCCAUAGCGAUGUGGCCCUUGUCUACUAGUCUCUGAUGCUAAUCCAUAGCGAGGUGGCCCUUGUCUACUAGUCUCUGAUGCUAAUCCAUAGCGAGGUGGCCCUUGUCUACCAGCCUCUGAUGCUAAUCCAUAGCGAGGUGGCCCUUGUCUACUAGCCUCUAAUGCUAAUCCAUAGCGAUAUGGCCCUUGUCUACUAGCCUUUAAUGCUAAUCCAUAGCACACAGUACAGAUCAAUGUUAUAUCACUGUGAUCAUCCCCAUUUCAACUCCUCAUGUGUUUCAGUAAGUCAAACCUCUGAUGUAAGAUACAAUGAACAGACACAUAACGUCUAAGAAUCUUGUCUGCACUUCUCUCUCCUCCCCCCUCAUCCCUCCCUUCCCUCAUCCUUUCUUCCUCCCUCCCGCCCUUCCCUCCUUCAUUCCUUCCCUCCCUCCCUUCCUCCCUUCCCUCCUCCAUUACUCCCCCUUCCCUCACCCCUAUCCUCCCCCUCAUCCCUCCCUUCUCUCCUCCCUUCCUCCCUCCCCCAUAUCAUGCUCUGGUGACUUGCCUGUUGCUAAAUAUCAAUUAUUAUACACUAUCAGUUCAUCUGAAAUGGCACCCUAUUCCCUAUAUGGGCCCUGGUCAAAAAGUAGUGCACUACAUAGGGAAUAGGGUUUCAUUUGAGACGCAUACUAUGAUGUUGAGUUUUUAGGAUACUGACUGACUACAAGGGCAUUUUGAUACUGGUCUUCUAUGCAUUUUGUAAGACUCGCUUAUUUAGUUAUUUGCUGUAGGAGUUUUGUUUCACCACGCUAUAGCUAUAUACAGGACACUCUGACGGUGUGCUAUAGUUUAGUUAGUAGACAGAAUAACAAGAGUUUUGGUAAAUGUACAGAUUAAAAAUGUGUGCCGGGACUUUGGUACAUACACACUUAUGCAUCCAAUAUUUACCUCGUCCUCUCCUGAGCAAUAAAAAAAGCCAUUUUUUCUCACGUCUGCUAAAGUUAUGCAACAUGUAGCUUCACAUGAGCUCAAUGAGGUAAAAUAAAAACCUGGGUCGUGUUCAUUAUGCACCAAACGGAAGACAACGGUGUGAAACGGGGCAGGGACUAUACCUGAAAGGCUCAUUUUUGUUUUGUGUUUUGCGAAACAUUUUAAAACGUUGCGUGGCCUAAUGAAUGUAACCGUGCUAGAAGGUAAAGCAUGGAUUGAAUGAACUACUGUAGUUGAUAAAGUAUUACAUUGUAUUUGAUUAUAAAGGGUUUUGGAGAAUUACCAUUUUAACGUGCUUGUCUGCGCUGACAGGCGGGAGCGAAGAGACACCAUUUUGUCACUGGAAGAUUUGAGACAAAGCAAGCUAAUCUACUUCUGAUAGGUCAAAACACCACUCCAAACUAUAUACAGUGUAUGUAGCAUUACAUUCUGAUAGGUCAAAACACCACUCCAAACUAUAGACAGUGUUUGUAGCAUUACAUUCUGAUAGGUCAAAACAUCACUCCAAACUAUAGACAGUGUAUGUAACAUUACAUUCUGAUAGGUCAAAACACCACUCCAAACUAUAGACAGUGUUUGUAGCAUUACAUUCUGAUAGGUCAAAACACCACUCCAAACUAUAGACAGUGUUUGUAACAUUACAUUCUGAUAGGUCAAAACACCACUCCAAACUAUAGACAGUGUUUGUAGCAUUACAUUCUGAUAGGUCAAAACACCACUCCAAACUAUAGACAGUGUAUGUAGCAUUACAUUCUGAUAGGUCAAAACACCACUCCAAACUAUAUACAGUGUAUGUAGCAUUACAUUCUGAUAGGUCAAAACACCACUCCAAACUAUAUACAGUGUUUGUAGCAUUACAUUCUGAUAGGUAAAAACACCACUCCAAACUAUAGACAGUGUUUGUAGCAUUACAUUCUGAUAGGUCAAAACACCACUCCAAACUAUAGACAGUGUUUGUAGCAUUACAUUCUGAUAGGUCAAAACACCACUGCAAACUAUAGACAGUGUUUGUAGCAUUACAUUCUGAUAUGUCAAAACACCACUCCAAACUAUAGACAGUGUUUGUAACAUUACAUUCUGAUAGGUCAAAACACCACUCCAAACUAUAGACAGUGUUUGUAGCAUUACAUUCUGAUAGGUCAAAACACCACUGCAAACUAUAGACAGUGUUUGUAGCAUUACAUUCUGAUAUGUCAAAACACCACUCCAAACUAUAGACAGUGUUUGUAACAUUACAUUCUGAUAGGUCAAAACACCACUCCAAACUAUAGACAGUGUUUGUAGCAUUACAUUCUGAUAGGUCAAAACACCACUCCAAACUAUAGACAGUGUUUGUAGCAUUACAUUCUGAUAGGUCAAAACACCACUCCAAACUAUAGACAGUGUUUGUAACAUUACAUUCUAAUAUGUCAAAACACCACUCCAAACUAUAGACAGUGUUUGUAACAUUACAUUCUGAUAGGUCAAAACACCACUCCAAACUAUAGACAGUGUUUGUAACAUUACAUUCUGAUAGGUCAAAACACCACUCCAAACUAUAGACAGUGUAUGUAACAUUACAUUCUGAUAGGUCAAAACACCACUCCAAACUAUAGACAGUGUUUGUAGCAUUACAUUCUGAUAGGUCAAAACACCACUCCAAACUAUAGACAGUGUUUGUAGCAUUACAUUCUGAUAUGUCAAAACACCACUCCAAACUAUAGACAGUGUUUGUAGCAUUACAUUCUGAUAGGUCAAAACACCACUCCAAACUAUAGACAGUGUUUGUAGCAUUACAUUCUGAUAUGUCAAAACACCACUCCAAACUAUAGACAGUGUUUGUAGCAUUACAUUCUGAUAGGUCAAAACACCACUCCAAACUAUAGACAGUGUUUGUAGCAUUACAUUCUGAUAGGUCAAAACACCACUCCAAACUAUAUACAGUGUAUGUAGCAUUACAUUCUGAUAGGUCAAAACACCACUCCAAACUAUAUACAGUGUAUGUAGCAUUACAUUCUGAUAGGUCAAAACACCACUCCAAACUAUAUACAGUGUAUGUAACAUUACAUUCUGAUAGGUCAAAACACCACUCCAAACUAUAUACAGUGUAUGUAACAUUACAUUCUGAUAGGUCAAAACACCACUCCAAACUAUAGACAGUGUAUGUAGCAUUACAUUCUGAUAGGUCAAAACACCAC